Molecule: messenger RNA, 3696 nt
Organism: Pimephales promelas (fathead minnow)
Lineage: Eukaryota; Metazoa; Chordata; Actinopteri; Cypriniformes; Leuciscidae
Biological process (GO): protein deubiquitination
Cellular component (GO): nucleus; cytosol
Molecular function (GO): cysteine-type deubiquitinase activity; GTP binding
Source: RefSeq, a predicted model, not a curated record
ACCUGGCGAAUUUGGACGCGGAUGUUAAUAUUUUGUGUAAUCGGGAAUAGCUACACUGUGCUUUUUCCUCUAAAUUCCCUUCUUGUUCAAGAAGAAGAGUUUCAAUAAGUCUCCUAGCCUAUGUGCCAGAUUAAAAUGUCCACAAACAGCAUGAAGAAGCCCGACACGCAUUUAGCACAGAAGCGUUCACAUGGAUCUCAUGACAGGAACGAAGUCCAAUACAAUGGCCUGAUAAAUCAAGGCGCCACUUGCUACUUAAAUGCAGUAUUGCAGUCUCUGUUCAUGACCCCAGAGUUCAGAGAGGCAGUGGGGCGUCAAGCUCCUGGAGAUUGUGGUGAGGAAAAUCUCUUGCUACAACUUCAGAAGCUGUUUACAAAGCUGUCAGAAAAUGCAGCCACAACUGAAGGAAUAACCAGGAGUCUUGGAAUUAGAAAUGUUUAUGAGCAACAAGAUGCAGUGGAGUAUUAUAGGAAGAUUUUAAAAGCAGUGGGGACACAAGCCUCUAAGGUCUUUGAAGGGAAAAUCAACAACAUAACAAAAUGUGGCCAAUGUGGCAAUGACACCACAGAAACCAGCACGUUCAUCUCAAUACUGCUGUCUAUUGAUGCUGGAAAUGAUAAGUAUGAUAUGGGGAAAAGCCUGAAGACCUUCUUUGAACAUUCAAAACUAGAAGAGGAUGACUGGAUGUAUUGUGAAAUAUGUGACCAGAAAACAGAAACAGAAACUUGGAGUAAAAUAGAUGAAUAUCCUACUGUUCUCACUCUGCAUCUGAAGAGGUUUGACUUUGAUUACAUACAGAUGAGAUACAAGAAGAAUGAAUGUCGCCUGGAUGUACCUCUAAGUCUACCCAAAGAGGAUAGUUGGCCUAAAUAUGAUCUGUAUGCCGUUAUAAAUCAUGUGGGUGGAUACAGUAGUGGACACUACAAUACAAUCAUCAGAUCUUUUGAAAAUGGGACAUGGUACUGUUUUGAUGACUACAAUGUAACACAGACUUCAGAAGCAUCACUGGAAAAUUCAAGCCUACCAUACAUGCUGAUGUACAGAAAAUCAGUGUUGAACCCAGACAGCAUCAAAACGGCAGUGUUGAACCCAGACAGCAUCAAAACGGCAGUGUUGAACCCUGGCAGCAUUGAAACGGCAGUGUUGAACGCAGACAGCAUCGAAACUGCAGCAUUGAUCCCAGAGAGCAUCGAAACGGCAGCAUUGAUCCCAGAGAGCAUCGAAACUGCAGCAUUGAUCCCAGAGAGCAUCGAAACGGCAGCGUUGAACCCUGGCAGCAUCGAAACGGCAGCGUUGAUCCCAGAGGGCAUCCAAAUGGCAGUGUUGAACCCAGACAGCAUCAAAACUGCAGCGUUGAACCAUGACAGCAUCAAAACAGCAGCAUUGAUCCCAGAGAGCAUCGAAACGGCAGCGUUGAACCCUGGCAGCAUCGAAACGGCAGCGUUGAACUCUGGCAGCAUCAAAACGGCAGCGUUGGACCCUACCAGGAUCGAAAUGGCAGUGUUGGACCCUGGCAGCAUCGAAAUGACAGCAUUGAACCCUGGCAGCAUCAAAACGGCAGCAUUAAAACCUGGCAGCAUCGAAACGGCAUCGUUGAACCCAGACAACAUCAAAACGGCAGCGUUGAACCAUGACAGCAUCAAAGCAGCAUUGAUCCCAGAGAGCAUCGAAACGGCAGCGUUGAACCCAGACAGCAUCAAAACGGUAGCGUUGAACCCUGGCAGCAUCGAAACGGCAGCGUUGAUCCCAGACAGCAUCAAAACAGCAGCAUUCAUCCCAGAGAGCAUCGAAACGGCAGCGUUGAACCCAGACAGCAUCGAAACGGCAGCGUUGAACCCAGACAGCAUCAAAACAGCAGCAUUGAUCCCAGAGAGCAUCGAAACUGCAGCGUUGAACCCAGGCAGCAUCAAAACAGCAGCAUUGGUUCCAGAGAGCAUCGAAAUGGCAGCAUUGAACCCAGACAGCAUCGAAACGGCAGCGUUGAACCAUGACAGCAUCAAAAUAGCAGCGUUGAACCAUGACAGCAUCGAAACUGCAGCAUUGAUCCCAAACAGCAUCGAAACUGCAGCGUUGAACCAUGACAGCAUCAAAACGUCAGUGUUGAACCCAGACAGCAUCGAAACAGCAGCGUUGAACCCUGGCAGCAUCGAAACAGCAGCGUUGAACCCAGACAGCAUCGAAACAGCAGCGUUGAACCCAGACAGCAUCGAAACGGCAGCGUUGAACCCAGACAGCAUCGAAACAGCAGCGUUGAACCAUGACAGCAUCGAAACGGCAGCGUUGAACCCAGACAGCAUCGAAACAGCAGCGUUGAACCCAGACAGCAUCGAAACAGCAGCGUUGAACCCAGACAGCAUCGAAACGGCAGCGUUGAACCCAGACAGCAUCAAAACGGCAGCGUUGAACCAUGACAGCAUCGAAACGGCAGCGUUGAACCCAGACAGCAUCGAAACGGCAGCGUUGAACUCAGACAGCAUCAAAACGCCAGCGUUGAACCAUGACAGCAUCGAAAUGGCAGCGUUGAACCCAGACAGCAUCAAAACGGCAGCGAUGAACCCAGACAGCAUCGAAACGGCAGCGUUGAACCCAGACAGCAUCGAAACGGCAGCGUUGAACCCAGACAGCAUCGAAACGGCAGCGUUGAACCCAGACAGCAUCGAAACGGCAGCGUUGAACCCUGACAGCAUCGAAACGGCAGCGUUGAACCCAGACAGCAUCGAAACGGCAGCGUUGAACCCAGACAGCAUCGUAACGGCAGCGUCGAACCCUGACAGCAUCAAAACAGCAGCAUUGAUCCCAGAGAGCAUCGAAACGGCAUCGUUGAACCCAGACAGCAACGAAAUGGCAGCGUCGAACCCAGACAGCAUCGAAACGGUAGCUGGGAAAAGUACAGUUGGCAACAUCAUCCUUGGUGGAAACCACUUUCCUAGCAAAAGUGGAUCGGAGACUGUGACGAAAGAGUCCAUGGUAAAGACAGUGGAAAAUGUCACUGUAGUGGACACUCCUAAUCUCUUUUCCCUCUUUUGGAACAAGGAAAUGAAGAAGUGUGUUAAGUUAUCUGACCCUGGCCCCAAUGUAAUUCUCUGGGUAACACCAGUAUCUAAAUUCAGUGAGCAACAACAAGGUCUUUUCCACACCUUCAAAAAAAGACUAGAUCCAAGAACCACAAAACGUAUGAUGAUUAUCUUCAAACAUGGCAGAGAGCUUAAAAACCUUGGGCAACGCAUUGACAGGUUUAUUUCGUACUGCAAAAAGCUCUUUAAAGUGGUUCGUUGUUGUCAGAACAGGUACCAUGUUGACAUCACUGAUGGUCACAAGUACACCUCAGAACUGCUUGAAAAACUCAGCGAGAUGGUGACAUCAAAGGAAGCAACUGCAAUUACACAAACGCAAUUGAAGUGUUUAAGAAGAAGAAGAAGUCUUAAGAAGAAGACCAAAAAAAGGUGAAUAAUGAGAAAACUAAUGCUUGAAAUGUGGUGAAACAUUGAAUGUUCAGAAUGUUUCAGAUCUGAUUUUUAACUACUACUUUUGGUGAUUUUGUUACUUACAUAUUGAUAAAUGAUUACAAUUUUUCAUGGUGUUUCUUAUACAUUGAAUAUGAAUUCUGAUAUAAAAAUGAAUAUAUCACAAUUUAUAACAUUAUAAAGCACAUGUUGAAAAUGUUAAGUUGGAUUAGAAAAAAGCAAACGAAGCAAA